AGGACAUUUCAUUCUGACUCCGGGCAUCGGACUCCUCUGCUUCAAGAACUAUUUCCCAUGGAGCCAGAAGCCUUACAAAUUUGCCCUUACAACCCUCAACACCGAAUCCCACUCAGAAGAUUUCAAUACCACCUGGCAUCAUGCAGGAGAAAGAACCCCAAAAAAGCUAAAAAGAUGGCCAGCUGCAAAUACAACGCCUGCCACGUGUUCCCCAUCAAAAAGCUGGAGGAGCAUGAGGCUGCCUGUGUCAACAGAAGCACAGUGGAGGAAGAGGACAGCUUGAGCCCUCUGAAGUUCAGCCUUCCAAGUUCAGAGCAGAACGGAAACACCCCUCCAGUGUCCCGCUGGCUCCCCAACUCUGAUGUCUGGAAUGUAGAUAGCACGAAUUCCCACCCCAUGUUUGUCCUUAAGACUUUUGUUCCCCAAAAGCUUACUUGUGAAAUCGACACGAGAGAGUCAGAGAGAGAGACCACACCCCAUCCCUGACCCCCCCGCCAGAAGAUCAUCAGACCAGGAGAGUAA
Messenger RNA from Aethalodelphis obliquidens (Pacific white-sided dolphin), 522 nucleotides. RefSeq names its product gametocyte specific factor 1 like (gene GTSF1L). NCBI's taxonomy places the organism in Eukaryota, Metazoa, Chordata, Mammalia, Artiodactyla, Delphinidae. The record is from RefSeq and is a predicted model, not a curated record.